CCCUGCAACAUCUGUAGCUCAGUUACCUUACCUCGUUCGCCGUUGAAGGUCCUAUAUUAAACACCCUCGCCCAUCGAACGCUCUACCCCACCCUACCCUCUCAAACACAAAUCCAAUGACGGAGAAAUCCAUGUAUUUGCCAGAUGAAUGCUGGGAAUUGAUUUUCAAUUCCUUUGACAAUGAUCGUCACUUCGAAUUCCCCUCUUUAGUCUGCCACCGAUUCCUCUCCAUCACCAAUCAGCUCCGCCGCACCCUCACCAUCACCAACCAAGUAGUUCAUUCGCUCCACGCCCUUCUCCGCAGAUUCCAGAAUCUCAAAGAAAUUGAGAUCCGCAAUUUCAUGGGUGACCUAGAUUCCCUCCUCUUCGAAAUCUCGCAAUUCAAUUUGGACCUCGAAUCGAUCGAUUUCUCGAAGCAUAAGCUGUUUCCCUGUCUGGGUCUGAGAGAGCUCGGACCCAAGAUGAGGAAUCUGAGGGUUUUGAAUUGCUCGAACGUUCGGUUCUUGCAAGAUAGCGAUGUCAUUUCGAUAGGGUUUGCGUUUCCGUUUCUCGAGGAGCUUGAUAUCAGUUAUCCUAAUUAUAGCGAUUCUUAUUGUCCAGAUGGAUUGUACUCGUCUCCCCGAUGUCUCUCAGAAUGUCACGUAACUGAUGCUGGGAUUGUUGAGUUGUCAUUGAAGCUACCGAAUUUGCGUAAGAUCAUUCUCUCUGGAAAUCGGUUUGUAACCGACAAAUCCCUUGCCUCGCUGUUGGUAAAUUGCUUGUUACUUGAAGAAAUUGGGGUUCGUGAUUGUGAUUUCAUAACCCAGAAGGGAAUUGGUACGGUUCUGCGUUUAUGCCCUAAUUUGAGUUCCCUUUCCUUGAAUAGAGUUACAGUUCCAUGUGCUGAUUCCUUGUUUGAAGAUUCAUUUGCCUUUGCCAAAAAUUUACGUGAGCUUGAUCUUUCACAUUCAUCUGCAAAUGAUAAAUUGCUAUGUGGGUUAGCAAAGGCAUAUCUUCCUUUGAAGAAACUCUCUUUCUCUUGUUGCCGCAACAUCUCAUGUGCAGGGACUUCAUUUGUUUUGUAUAAUUAUCGGUUCCUUGCAUAUUUGGAUCUUGAAGGAGUUAGAUUCCUCUCUGAUGAGAUCCUCUUGGGGUUAUCUAUGUUUCUACAGAAUUUGACAUUUAUAAACCUCAACUUUUGUUCUAAGUUAACCAAUUUAGCCUUCUUCACCAUCACAAGGAGCUGUCCUCUGUUGAGCGAUAUCAGAAUGGAAAGAACAAGUCUAGGAACUCAGGAUCUUCCAAUGGAUUUUGCGGUCAAUAACAAGGUUAAGUCCCUAUCCUUGUCUGCAAAUCCCAAUUUGGGUGAUGAAUGCCUCAAAAAGAUUGCAUUUACAUGCCCCAACUUACAAGUGCUUGAUGUUAGCCGCUGCCCGCGUAUUACAGAUGAAGGCAUAAGCGAGAUUUUGAGUAGUUGCUGUGAGAUUAGGCAUUUGGAGAUCAACCAUUGUAUAGGCAUAGGUAACUUCAUUAUUGACUGUCAACUUCCCUGUUUGGAGGUUUUGCGAGCUCAGGGACCUGUGAUUAAUGAUGGAGUAUUGGCACUGCUUGCAGAAAGAAGUCCGGGGCUUCUGCAUUUGGACUUGGAAUCUUGUGUAAAUGUGACAACUACUGGGAUCAAGAAAAUCGUAGCAAACUGCAUAAAACUGAGGGAGAUCAAUCUGAAGUGGUGCAAUAAUGUGAGCCUUGAUAUCGUAGCUUGGAUGGUGUUCUCAAGACCCUCGUUGAGGAGGAUAGUCCCACCGCGUGAUAUCGUUAGUUCAGAAAGCCGGAGGAACUUUUUUUUGCUCCAUGGAUGCUUUGUUGAUGACAGCGGUAGGAAGCCCCUAUAAUUCUUGAAGUACAUUGGGUUUUCCAGAUACUUUCUGUAAAAAAUUAUCUCAGAAAAUGGACUCUUUAGAUCAUAGAUAGUUAUUGUAGUGCCUUGUUUGAUGCUGUUUACUCUCCCCUUCGCCCCUUCUAUUUCAUGUAUCUGCUAAACCCCCUCUUCAUCAUCUUUAAAGAAGUGUAUAGGGAGCAAAACCCCGUGUUUUAGGCAGGUACUAUUCAAUCAUUAUUAU
Messenger RNA from Tripterygium wilfordii, 2098 nucleotides. RefSeq names its product F-box/LRR-repeat protein 2. The record is from RefSeq and is a predicted model, not a curated record. The transcript has a single exon. Gene Ontology annotation, biological process: SCF-dependent proteasomal ubiquitin-dependent protein catabolic process. Gene Ontology annotation, molecular function: protein binding. Lineage: Eukaryota; Viridiplantae; Streptophyta; Magnoliopsida; Celastrales; Celastraceae. The coding region runs from base 116 to 1870 and encodes 584 amino acids. Gene Ontology annotation, cellular component: SCF ubiquitin ligase complex.